UUUCAGUACCCUGAAGGUGUGCUUAGUUGCCACUAGUCUGUUUGAAAACCCCAUGAAGGUAUUCAUCGUCUAUUUUGUGAAGCAUGAGCAAUGUUCAAUCCACUUGCUUCGGUAUCUUCACGAAUCCAUUGUUUCGAAUCAUUGAGUACAUGACAAUCGGAGCAAUUCGGAGGAUCGGAGCAAUUCCAGGUCGACGACAUGUCCUGCGUUGGUGAGGGACGCUUCGUAGAUAUUUGAUGUGUGAAGAUGGGCGUUUAUUGGCAUGGACCGCCAUCAUCAUCGUCAUCAUCACAGCAGCCAUGCAACGCAGACCUGCUCCUGGAUCAUCAUUCGAUCCCGCUCCCUGGGGCGAAUGUUAUCAUCAUACACUGCCUGAAGUGGUGAUCGGAUCGGAUGAUGUGAAAGAAGGGAUUGCGCACAUACUUUGUUGAGCCUUUGCGGAAGAAUGAAAUUGAAUGGUGACCCUUUCUUCACACUCGAGCUCAUGGACGAAUAGCUUUGCGUCAUGUACAAGCACCUUCCGAACGGAGCUGACGAUGCCGUUGACGUUAAUGACCUUUUGUAGUCAAAAGGAUGUGACAAUAACAACCCUGGAAAUCAGGUCAGAGUUCCAGUCAAAAGGAAACCGUUGGAGCACAAUAUUCUUUGAGCCUCGUUGAAGCAAUCCGCAAUGUACCUCGAAAGAUGUUCUACAAAACUUCACAUUUACUCCAGAGAAUAUAUUACAUGUCGGAGCAGCCAUCGGGGCUAUAUAUUUGGACUCCAACAACCUCAUUUAGAUGUUUGAUGUCAAACGUCUCGUCUUCUUGUACGUGUUCCUUCCAGGUUUCCUGGAACAUUGUUAGAUUCGACUACUCAUGCUGCUUAGCCAUUUCCGUCCUUUGCCGGAGGGCUGAUGUGACAAUUUGGAUCGUCGUAAUAUGUCAGGCAGUGGAUAGCUUCGUAACUGUACUGACAGAUUUGGGUUUUGCUACAUUUAGAAUGGGCUAAGGUCUCCUGAAGAGUCUUCUCCACGGUUUCAUGUGUCAGCCGCACUGCUAAGUGUGCAGGUUACAAUACCAACAAAUUAUCCUCUGAUAAAGCAGCGAAUGUUCAUGGCGC
Messenger RNA from Marchantia polymorpha subsp. ruderalis, 1101 nucleotides. The record is from the annotation of a GenBank genome assembly. Lineage: Eukaryota; Viridiplantae; Streptophyta; Marchantiopsida; Marchantiales; Marchantiaceae.